This is a messenger RNA of Schistosoma curassoni, 1146 nucleotides long. Lineage: Eukaryota; Metazoa; Platyhelminthes; Trematoda; Strigeidida; Schistosomatidae. The record is from the annotation of a GenBank genome assembly.
CGCGCUUUUAACGAUGUACGUUGCGAUGGUUUUCCUGCAAGGCAUACAGAGAGAUUUUUACACUCACUUAUGACAUAACAUACUUUCAGGCUAGACGCAAAACAUCCAAAGGCUGGACGUUACAAUUUCAUAAAAAGUUGAUUAUCUUAAAAUAAGUCAAUGACUGGUUCAGUUACUUUCAUAAUUGGGUAGUCUCGUUUACUUCAGUAUAAGCUUUGCUACGCUAAUAAUGAAACUGCUACAUGGCGAUGCAAAUAUUCCCGACAUUAAGUCCAUAUUUGGUUCAGAUGUAUCUGGAUGUAUUAACAUGAAUGUAAUGCCUGGCAGCAAAUCAGCAAACCUAGUCCCAUACGCCGUUGAAAAGUUCCAAAGUGGAGAGACAGAUACGAUUAUAUGGUGGAGCAAGCAUGGCGCUGUCGCGAAGACUGUUGCGUGUGCUGAGAUGUUCAAAAGCAUUGUACUCAAUACAAUCUCACAGACGUCACAAUUAGAUGGUUCCAGCCCACCAAAAAUGUACCAAUGUAGUCGCUUGCAUAUUCAAUCAUGUAAUUGCUCGGUUCCUGAUACAACAAUAAGUUGCACCCUGGAAGAACCGGGGAUCGCUAUCCUAUUUUCUAAAUCUCAAUUCCCAGGAGAAGAUUGUCAACUGCCUGUUGAUUUUGGGGGUAACAGUUUUUCAGACUUUAUAAACAAAGGGGAUACAUCUAAAUCAAAUUUAGAUCAUCCACCUAGUCGUCGUCGCUUAUCCCGUACUAUUCGGAAAAAACGUGAUAUUGUUCGUGAUUCCAAUAAAAACGAGCCCAAGUUUGCUAAUAAUGGUUCUUCAGAGAUGGGUGAUUUCCAUAAUGUCCCUUUUCAAACACCCCGUCUGGCUGCGGCUAUUUCAAAUGUAAAUAAAGUAUUAAAGCACAAAAAAUUGAACAGGAAACGAAAAAAGUCGUCAAAUUCGUAAAGAAAUACUUUGUGGUGUAUUUUUAUUUACCUAGUUCCGAUUGUGAUGUCCAUUAUCCUUUCGCACUUAUUUUUACAAUGAAACAAAUAGUAUAAAAUUGCAAUACACUUUAUAUUAUACCAUUUAGUACAAGUUUUUUUAAUAUACAAGAUGUAUAGCCAAGUUGAUUUCAAAAUAUUUCUCAGACAAAUCUG